CUCCGAAGAGCCGUUGCAAGAAGCGUGUGAGAAUCAAGCUGAACAUUGUGCCUGUCGCGACGACUCUGUUCCCCUCAUCUCCUCCAUCCUCCGCCCAUCUUUCUGCUCCCUCCUAGCCCGCACUCCUUCCGAUACCCGAUCCCUUCCCUGCAUCACUGCGUUCACACUCCUUCAAGGAGACUCUGGCGUGCAAUCCACCUCACACCCUGUGCACGAUCGAACUUUGCGAAUCUUGCUCUUUCUGAUCGAUCUUCACCUCAAAGAUGCGCUGCGUCUCCUUCACCACUGCUUGCAUCGUACUGCUUGCAGCUUCGGCGUUCGCUGACGCUGGCGCUUCUACUUCAUACGAUCGGCGACACACUUCUAAUGAUGUUCGACAUGGUCAUCGCGGCGUGCUGAGGCGGCUGAAACGAGCCGCUGGCCUAGACCCCAGGGACAUUCUCGAGGCAGGCUCCGAGAACAGCUCCGCAUCAUUGGUCAAGCGCGGCUACUCUGGCAGAGCCACGUACUACGAAGCUGGCCUUGGUGCCUGUGGCAGAACAAACAGCGGCAGUGAUUUCAUCGUCGCCGUCAACCCAGCUCAAUGGGCAGGUGGCUCAAACUGCUUCAAGACCAUCACAAUCACCGUUGGCGGAAAGUCUAGGACAGCUCAGAUCACCGAUCUCUGUCCUGGCUGUCCCUCGGGCGCGCUAGAUCUCUCGCAAGGUCUGUUUACACAGUUCGCCGACACCUCGGCCGGUGUCUUUCAAAUGUCUUGGUCGUUUGGAGAUGGUGCACAGCCCACCACCACGAGUCGUACGAGCACGACACCCAAGUCCACGUCGACCAGGCCUUCUUCAACCACCUCUCAAAGCUCCACACGCACGACGAGCUCCUCCACAAGCAUCACCAGCACCACUUCCCAGAGCUCAAGCUCACAAACUUCCAGCUCGACGUCUUCGUCCGCAACUACAAGCAGUACGGCACCCGCUGCUGGUGACAGCGGUGUAUUCGACGGCUUGUCAAAGAUCAUGUCUGGCAUGCUCGGACUCGCAGGUGCUGGACAGUCGUUCGCAGACGGUGCUCCACCUGCGCCUGCUCCUGCGGCCAGUGUUUCAAAAGAUCCCAGCGCCGCCCAAGCAAGCUCGACCUGAGCUCCGCGUCUCGUUGCGCGGAGAGCUUGAUGCUCACCGAGGUUGCGACGAGCUGCCAGCUGCCGCACCACGCUUCACCCUCGCAGGAGCUUUUACCAAACAUCCCGGUCAAUCGAUCCCAGCCUCAUCACUAUCGUCAUCAUCCAGCGCUCUUGAACGGCAUCUAGUUAUGCUGGCCUUCAAUUCGCACUCCGUCACCAAUUUGUCUCUCCCGGAGUUGCAACAACUUGUUGCAGUGGCUUCACUCAGCACGGGUUCAUCCUCGAUCGCUGUGCUGAGGUCGCCGCACCGCACCACACAUUCCUUCCACUCGUGGCCCCGUUUUAUUCGGCUUCGUCUCUUUUUAUGUACUCAUUAGCAGAUCUCAUCCUUCCGACAAUCAAAUGUCUAUGGAUCGAGUCUUUCCACACUGGUCUUUCUUGUUUGACGUCAGAAGGAGGAAAGAUUC
Messenger RNA from Ceraceosorus guamensis, 1581 nucleotides. RefSeq lists its product as hypothetical. NCBI's taxonomy places the organism in Eukaryota, Fungi, Basidiomycota, Exobasidiomycetes, Ceraceosorales, Ceraceosoraceae. The coding region runs from base 264 to 1133 and encodes 289 amino acids. The record is from RefSeq and is a predicted model, not a curated record. The transcript has a single exon.